This is a messenger RNA of Bufo gargarizans (Asiatic toad), 1483 nucleotides long. Its product is annotated as protein lifeguard 1-like. The record is from RefSeq and is a predicted model, not a curated record. The transcript has 10 exons. The coding region runs from base 143 to 1093 and encodes 316 amino acids. Gene Ontology annotation, cellular component: membrane. Lineage: Eukaryota; Metazoa; Chordata; Amphibia; Anura; Bufonidae.
CACGGCUGCUCCAUAAAAGGUUAACGAACUUUGACACCGCCACAGACUGCGAUUAAUAGCGCAGAGCGAACAAUGACGACUGACACUUCCCGGCACUGAGGAUCUAAGGCACCAGCGAGGCGAAUCUCUACAUAAGAAAAAAAUGCAGAAGAGCGGUCCCCACAGCGACUAUGAUAAUCUACCGAUGAGUUAUGUACAAGCAGGUCAAAACCCAGCCUACCCUCCACAGGCACCACCAUACUCCUCCACCUACAUGCCAGCUGCACCACCAUACAGUGAACAAAACCCCUCACUGGUGGGUGCGCCAGGUUAUAGCGCCUACCCUCCUCCUCCUGACCAGCCUCAUCAUGGUUUCCUUGGUGAAGGUGGUCCCAAACCAGAUGUAGAAAUGCCACCGGAGUACACGGCUGGGAUUGAGGAUAUCAACCCAUUCUCUGAACGUGCAGUCAGAAGAGCCUUUAUCCGAAAGGUCUACAUCACACUGACCAUCCAGCUGGUGAUAACUUUUGGACUCGUGUUCAUGUUUACAUUUUGGCAAACACUGAGGCAGUGGACAUGGCAAAAUCCUUAUCUUGCAUACGCACUUCUACCUAGUACUUUCAUUCUGAUUAUGGUGCUUGCUUGCUGUAACCAGGCUCGUCGGAGAGUUCCAUUAAACUUCAUACUCCUUGGAAUCUUUACUGUGUUUGAAGGCUGUUUGCUGGGAUCGCUUGCAGCGUUCUUUGAUGCUGAUGCCGUGAUGUGGGCCACCGGAGCCACCAUACUUGUCACGUUGGGUCUGACUAUUUUUGCUUUGCAAACAAAGUGGGACUUCACCAUCCUGUCAGGUGGCCUUAUGGUUGCUCUUUUGGUUUUGCUGUCUUUUGGCAUAUUAGCUGCCAUUUUCAGGUCAUUGUGGCUAAAUAUUGUCUAUGCAUGCAUUGGGACCUUCAUUUUUGGAAUGUACUUGGUUGUGGACACGCAGUUAAUCACAGGUGGAAAGCACCGUUACUCAAUCAGCCCCGAGGAAUACAUCUUUGCUGCUCUGAACAUUUAUGUGGACAUCAUCAACCUCUUCAUGCUCCUCCUGCAGAUAUUUGGGUUGUGUCGUUAAUUACUUUCAGAGGUUUACCUUAUCUUACAGCAUGAUUACUAGAUAAAGACGAAAGAAGGGGCAUGUACGGUGCCCAUUACUGUACCCCACAGUCUCCAAUGACACAAAUACAGAUGUAAUAAGGACAAUCUACUGCAUACAUUCCUUAUAUUAAUUCGUUGGACUUAUUGUUCUGUUAUUAAACUUGUAGAUUAUUUAUUUUUUUAUUGAGAUUGUAACUGUUUUUUUUGAAUAUCCUUUGUAAAACUUAAUUUGUGUAGCAAUUAUACAUUUUGUUCCAAAUGGUUGCACACAACAUUCUUGUGUUUGCUUUUUAAGAUGGGUCUAGUCUUUUUUAAAACUGCUCUCUGUAUCUGCCAUUACUACCUCUAGAAUGAAUGCAUUCUCCAA